AUGGAUUGGAACCUAGUGAAGGCUCUGCGCUUUGAUCGUCUUGAUAUUUCUAAUGUUUCAAGACGUCAUGAGGGAAAUUAUUCUUGUUUUCGGAACGGGAGGUCGGCUGCUUCUUGCACACUCUUUGUUCUCGACAUUCCUACUCUUCCAAACAACUUAAGCCUAUCUGCCCUUAAUCAAUCUGCAAUAUUUUUACAAUGGAAGAAUGACAGACAAGUGCCAAAGUCUCUUUUUUAUGAGGUUCAAGUUAAGGGGCCUCAAAAUAAAAGCGUAAAUGUGUCAGCAAAGCAACAAGACCUAGUCGUCAAUGGUUUGCGUCCCUAUUCAAAGUAUUUUGUUCGUUUCACUCCCGGUGACCAGGUAGGUCUCGGGCCAAAUAGUUUCAAUGGCGGUAUCUGCACGAAACCCGGUACCCCUACGGCAGCGCCAAACAUUACCCUCAUCUCUUUCACCAACACUUCAGCCACUUUUAACUUCUCAGCCGGCGACAUCACUCCUGUUAAUGAUAACAUCUUUUCCUGCCCGGGAUCCUACGAACCACCUGAACAUCUCUUUGGCCCAUUCCUUGGUUUUAAAUUAGCUCUGGAGACGUUGUUCUUCAAAAGUGACAUCACUUUCAAGUCACUCGACAAUCGAACUGAGUCGCACACCAUGGACAAACUGUCACCAUACACAUCUUAUCGUGUGAAUGUGUCCAUUUUUAACGGUCGAACGUCUGGACCACCAGCUGUCCUUAAUUUUACGACUCUGGAGGGUCUACCUGAUCCACCGCUAUUGCAAGUGGAAUUUCGUUCCACAAACUCCUUUCAAAUCAGCCUUAUAUCUUCGAAUAAGCAUGGGAUCGUGUUGGGCUAUCUCAUCAAGUGGACAGAAUGCAGCAAUUCCUCUGCAGAGGCUUCAGCGGAGACGAAAGAGACGCACUAUACCAUACAGGGGCUCCGGAACGCCACUUGCUAUCAUAUGCGCGCUGCUGCGAGGACCAGUGUUGGUUUGGGUGAUUUUAGCCCUCUCACACCGGACUUUACGUCUUGUCCCGACCUCCCUCCGCCUACGUUGUCCAACAUCUCAGCCAUGUCAGAAGGAAUCAAGAUUUCUUGGGUAUACACCGAUCCACCAGCUUCCCCAGAUGGCAACUACUGGUUUUGGACAUGUAUGGAGUCCAUGACCUCGAAAACCUGUGAAGAACUCAUUUUCAAUUCUACUUUUCGGCAUGAUGGCACUUUCUCGUAUGUCUUCCCAUUCCAUGAUGUAAACCUUCUUGGGGGCCACGAAAUCGUCCUGAAUUUUACCGUGCGAUCGAUCUGUCGGCUCCGUGACUGUGAAGUUGAUUGGCCCUGUAAGAAGCUCAGUAACAUCUCCAAUGUUCUUCAACUUGAUCUAAACCGCCUAGCAGAAAUGUUUUAUCGACCGUCUGGAUUCAGUGAGUUCAGUGACAAAGCCAUCGGUGGGAUUAUUGGUGCCGUCUUCGCAAUUUUUCUCAUGCUCUGUUGCUUUGGGGCACUCUUCAUUUUCUAUUGUCGUUCCUCGCGGGUCUACAAGCGUCGCGGCGGCGGCAGUGGUGUAGGCAACGACUAUGGUAUGGGCUGUGGAGGUGGUGAUCGACUGGACGACGCGCGUACCCCGCUGGUAGCACCGAAGAUGCGUAGCUUUGAGGACAGCCCAUAUAAGCCCAUUCCUGCCGAGCGACUGGCCCAGCAUGUGGCAAGCUAUCAUGUGGACGAUGAUGCAGGUUAUCAGGCGGAGUUUGAGGCAGGCGCCAUUGAGCAAAGUGUUCGCACCAGCUGGCCAACGUCAGUCGCUCGUCUGCCGGACAACAUGACCAAGAAUCGCUACACCAAUGUCUUCCCAUAUGAUCACACACGAGUGAUUCUGAAGAACGGACGGAAAUCGGACUACAUCAACGCGAAUUACGUUGACGGCUUCUGUCGUCCACGAGCCUUUAUCGCAGCUCAAGGUCCCAAGGACACUACAUUUGACGACUUCUGGCAGAUGGUUUGGGAUGAAAACUCCAACAUCAUUGUCAUGAUCUCCAAUUUCGUUGAACGUGGCCGUCGCAAGUGCGAUCAGUACUGGCCCUCUAGUGGACCCCAGACCUACGGUAACAUCAGCGUUCAGAUGCUCUCCGAAAACUACUUGGCCUGCUAUGUGGCGAGGGUGUUUCUAGUGAAAAAUGUCAAGUGCAAAAAGUUCACUAAGGAGAGGAUUGUGCGACACUAUCAGUACACUGAUUGGCGCGAUUUUGACGUCCCUCCCUCACCCUUGCCUGUGUUGGUCUUCGUCAAAACCACCAUCAAGGAGUGGACACCUUCUCGUGGACCAAUAAUCGUCCACUGCAGGUCUGUUCCCUUCUCUCUCCUUAUCUGCUUCUGUGGUUUUACAAUCAAUAGCCUACAUUACUUCAUAAGGUGCUUAAUUGAAUCGUCUUUUCCACUUUUAAGCGCUGGAGUUGGUCGAACUGGCACAUACAUCUGCAUCGAGAGCCUCAUCCGCCAGCUGGAGGCGGAGAAACAAGUCAACAUCCGCGGCUUUCUUGAGCACAUUCGGCAGCAACGCAUGAAGCUGGUACAAACUGAGCAACAAUACGCCUUUAUUCAUGACGCACUUCGUGAGUACCUACUCUGUCCGGAGCAUGAAAUCUCGGCCUUGGCCUUCCCAGCUUAUGUUCAGUGCUUGCGCCUACCCGAUGCUGCAGGGGUUACUGGGCUGCAGAAACAAUUUGAGGCAAGUCUUCCUCACUCUUGUCUCCACUCAGCCUUAUUUCAUUCCACCUACUAUCGGUCACCAAUGUCACUUCGUCCUUCUGAUGUCUCUUUCAGCAUUCCGUGCGUUUGGAACUUCCUUCUUUUCAUGAUUUUAGCAGACGGUGUCAUGCAUGGAGACAAAAGUUUAUACCUCUUUACAACUCAACAUUCUCGUAUAAUCAUAACAACUCUACUUGUUGAGGUCUCCCAGGCUGAUGAGCGCGACUGUUUCACACCAUUGGGCGUUUCGGCCCCUUUUCAGCCGUCCUCCCUUCGACUGGAGUUGAAUUAUGAGUCAGUGCCUCAUCUUCCUCUGCAGAUCUGCACAGAUCACUUGCCCCGAGUGUACGAGUUCACUGAAGCUCGGAAGCCUGUGAAUGUGACAAAGAAUCGUUUACAGCGUCGUCUCUUGCCCACUGAUUCGCGUCGUGUCGUGCUACCUAGCGAGGGUGGUGUGGAGGGUGCAAGUUAUAUCAAUGCCUCAGUGGUGCAAGGAUAUCACCGCCUGCAGGAGUUUAUCAUCACGCAACAUCCUAUCCCUGGGACCACAGAGGCCGACUUUUGGCGCAUGGUGUGGGACAAGAACUCGUCCCUUGUAGUUGUCCUUUCUUCAGAGCAAGCUGACUUGUUUCCUGACUUCUGGCCAAUUGAGGCGCAUAAUCCCCAAGAGAUAGGUUGGUUACGCGUGGGUUUCUGCAACAGCGAAGAGGUAAGCGAGGGCCUUACACGCUACGAGUUUCUGCUAUCCUCAUCACGCGAGGACUACGCUCUCACUUGCCAACUGUGGCGCCUCCACGCCUGGCCUAUCACCGUCACCGAGGAAGCCUGCAGUGACUUCCUCAGGCUCCAAUCCAUCCUCGUUUCCAACCAUACCUCCGCGGCCAACGGAUCUACUAUUAUUGUGGAUGACAUCCGAUUGAUAUAUCGGAAUCUUAAUCCAUUUUUACUGGCAACCGCUGCCGCCUCUGGUCAAAGCUACAUUAACCCCCGCCUGCCUUGCAGCUAUGGUGGAAACCGCGCUGGCAUCUUCGUUGCAGUUAACUUCUUAAUCAAUCAGCUUACCCUCUCCGGAUACAUCGACGUUUACUACGUCGUCAAGAUGCUCCACCUCCAACGAACUGGCAUUUUUGAGUCUCCUUCUGACCUGGAUUUCAUCUACUCCGUGAUGGAACAGUUCCUCUUGGAUAUGCAGCAACAGGAUGACAGUAGUUCGUUCCUAGGCAAUGAAACUAAUUCAUCCCCAGGCUACGCGAAUCUGAGUCUCUUCAGCGGAAAGCUUCUCUUUCCUGUCACCCACAACUCGAAAAAUCCCAGCGCCAACGGAGAUGCAAUUCCUCUCAAGUCCACCCUUCUACCACUCACUGCUACUUCUAUGGGAGCGGAAGACCCCUUGAACGCUGUGGAAAAGACAGAAAAACGACAGAUAGAUGUGGAGGAAGAAGAACCAGCUCUCGAGCUGCACUCUCUCACUUCGAACGCUAAUUCUGGCGACGUCUCUAUCAGUCCCUCUCUGAUCGGAGUCCUUACAUCAGUUAAACGACCCCUUAACAAUGGGUUUGUGGUGAAGGAAAUGGUUCUACCUCCACCAUUACCGCCACCGCCCAACCAAUCACCGCCGCCCUGGCCUCCCCGCCCUGAUAAUCUUGAGGUGCAAGCGGUGGAAGGAGAGGUUAGUGAAGGGGAGGACCCUACACCUACCACUUCACUGGUUGUGGAGGGUGGCAGCAACCUCAAUCUGAACAACGUUAACAUUACCAAUGGUUCUUCUAUUUUCGUCUCUCAUAGAAAAGCGAUGUCUUCGGUCUCACCAACGUCAAACAGACCAAUCCUUGGUCCUCAAUCCUCUAUUCCCUCCUCCUCCACUGGAAUAGGACUACCGCGUCACCCGCCGCCGGUGCGUCUUCCAGUGCCUAAGCGUCCUCCACUCACUCCGUCGGCCAUUUUCACUCUUAUUCAGACAAUAAAAGAGACAGGUCGAAGGUUGGGCAUGAGUGAUUGCGCUGUGGCCACUGCAUGCACUCUUUUCCAUCGCAUGGUUCGUGUUCUGACUGUCGGUGAGGAGACAGGACCAUUCGCUGCCAUGACAAUGUCGGGGGAGUCAGAGAUAGCAGCUGCUCAGCCGGCCACCUACUCAGUCACCAAUGACAAUCCUCUGCCCUCGGCCAUUGAUGGAUCGAUUAGGUCAAGCUUGGGAGACGUGGAUCCGUAUACUAUGGCAAUGGCUUGCAUCAGUUUGGGCGCUAAGGUUCAGGAGGAACAUCAACGCCUCAGGGAUGUCAUAGUCGCUUACUACAGAACCCUUCACAAGACGAAACGCCCUCCACUGGAAGUGGGCGAGGAGUACGAUCGUUUGCGCGUUAGUCUCGUAAGUGCCGAGUUAUUCCUCAUGCGUCUCCUUGGCUACGCGGUUCGGACACGUGCAGAUUUACCUCACGCCUACCUUCUGCACUACCUCUCUGCUCUGCUCCACUGGAUCGGAAAGGGUAUCGCCCACCCACCGGAGACUGGGGCUGGUGACGGGGACGUUGACAGCGGUGGCGUGUACGCAAGCCACAGCGCGCUGGCAUUGGCUCGCCUUCCUGGUCUGGCCUGGGCCAUCCUAAUGGAUUCCUAUCACGCGCCGCUCUGUGUAGACUACGCACCGGAGUACAUCGCAGCAUCGAUUCUCCACCUGGCAUUGCGAAUUGCCGGUGUUGAGGUGCCGGGAAAUAGGCACUCGGAGAGUGCGUGGUGGCAGGCCAUCUCGGAUUCACUCUCUCGCGAAACAGUGGAGCAAAUCCAGUUGAAAGUGAUGGACAUUUACGCAGUGGACGAUCGCAUCAAUGCGAUGGCCAACUACCGUCCGGAUGAAGAGGACGACUAUUAA
Messenger RNA from Hydatigera taeniaeformis, 5607 nucleotides. Lineage: Eukaryota; Metazoa; Platyhelminthes; Cestoda; Cyclophyllidea; Taeniidae. The record is from the annotation of a GenBank genome assembly.